CAGGAGACGGCGAUGGCGGAUCCGGACCUGGCGGCGCUGCCGCUGCCUCAGCUCCGGGCGAAGCUGCAGGAGGAGCGCGACGCCAUCACCCUGCUGCGAAUUGAGGUGGAAAUGUUUGAGAAAUGGUGCCGUAAGUUGGAGUCGUGCGGGCCCUCGCUCCAGCCGCUGUCCCAGCCGCAGGACGCCCCGCCGGAGCUGAUGCAGAUACGUGGCAGGUGCAAAUCCAAGUUGCAUAGUGUGACAGACUGUACUGUAGGCCUGACAGUGGAGCAGAAAUGUGAACUGAUUGAGUGGGAGCUGGCUGAGGUGAAGGAUGAGAUUCAGAGGAUGAAGGAGGACUCGGAGCAGACCCUGCAGAACCCUGAGGCAGUCAUUGAAGAAGCAGAUAUUUGGUGGGCUGAUAUUAAGAAAUCCAUCAGUGACUUUGAGAAAGACAUCAUGAGCUCUAUAUCCAGCAAGAAAGGGAGUAACACAGCUUCUGAGAAGGUGCUGAGAUACCUGGAGGAGAAGAACCACCAGAGGGAUCUGCUGAGAGAGAAGUUGCUCUCAGAAAACUGUUUGCUCAAGGAUUACAAGAAGAAGCUGCAGCAGCAGCUCAGGCAGAAGGACCAGAUGGGAGAGACACUCUGUGAGGUUCAAGUGCAGCAGCUGAAGGUUAGAAAUGCCCAGUACCAGGAAAAGAUCAAGGAGAAGAAUGAGGAGCUGCUGCAGCUCAAACUGACCUCCCAGAAGACCACCCAACUCCUCAACUUCUAUAAAAAGAAGCUGCAGGACGCCAUGGAAACGUCCACUUCUCUGAUGAAAGACAUCUCCCAGAGGAAAGAGCUGCUGAAGAAAAUUCGAAGAGAAGCUGCUCUGGUGGAGGAGCAACGAGCCGAAGCUGAAAGAGUGAAUCGGCAGCUGCGGAAGAAGCUCUCAGAGUACAGAGGCCCCUCCGUGCUGAGUUACGUUCAGAAGAAGAUGGCAGUUGCUGACCUCGAGAAGAGCAUCAAGGUUUGGCAGAGGAAGGUGGCAGUUGCUGAGAUGACCUUGCAAAGCUAUCGCAGAGCAUGGAACAAGGUCAAGAUGUCUGGUAACCAGUACUAGUCUUGUCUGAUGCUGCAAGGCAGGCAGUGGAAGCUGCAGAAGGAGCCAACCCUGUGGGGAAGUUGGCUGUCAAGUGGGUAAAUGUAGCACCCUGCAAGCUGCAGUGAAAUGAAACCACUUCUGUGUGAAGCGAUAAAGAAGCCCAUGUCUCUGCUGUGAGGCUGUCUCCUUGGUCUGUCCCAGCAUGUGCUGACUUCCACCAGG
Athene cunicularia (burrowing owl) is the source of this 1290-nucleotide messenger RNA. It is a transcript of the gene CFAP263, whose product is annotated as coiled-coil domain containing 113. The record is from RefSeq and is a predicted model, not a curated record. Lineage: Eukaryota; Metazoa; Chordata; Aves; Strigiformes; Strigidae. The coding region runs from base 13 to 1086 and encodes 357 amino acids. Gene Ontology annotation, biological process: cilium assembly. The transcript is spliced from 9 exons. Gene Ontology annotation, cellular component: ciliary basal body; axoneme.